This is a messenger RNA of Neolamprologus brichardi, 3418 nucleotides long. It is a transcript of the gene srbd1, whose product is annotated as S1 RNA binding domain 1. The record is from RefSeq and is a predicted model, not a curated record. Gene Ontology annotation, biological process: translation; nucleobase-containing compound metabolic process. Gene Ontology annotation, molecular function: structural constituent of ribosome; mRNA binding. NCBI's taxonomy places the organism in Eukaryota, Metazoa, Chordata, Actinopteri, Cichliformes, Cichlidae.
UUUGUUGCAGGAAGCAGUCAUUGUACUGCACAAAGUGCUAUUCCAGCGCAAUAACCACAAAUACUUUGAGUAUUAUCAACAGUAUAAAGAUGAUGCGAAGACCCCGAGCGACUACUGUCAACGCUGUAAAGUACAACGAUGUGGACUCCGACCUAUCUUUUUCCCAAACGGCGGAUAGCGAUGAGGAUGCUGAGGAAUGGAGUCCACCAAAGCCAAAGUCAAAAGCCCCCAACAAAACUGCUAGAGGUACUGCAACUGGUGAAAAGAAAACAACUGCCAAGAAAACUGCAAAACCAAAAGAGGCAAAAGCACCCAAAGAACCUAAAGCUCCCAAAGUGCCUAAAGAACCUAAGCUAAGGGCACCACGUAAACCUGCAGCAAGACGAAAAACACAAGCUGCUAAAAGUCCAAAGGAUUCUGAAGCCUCAGUGUUGGCUGGAAUGGAGAGGAAAAAAGUGGAUAACGAUUAUAGAGAAAAAACAGGAGGAAUUCAAACUGAGUGUCCAGAGGAAACGAGGGCUGAAGAGAGCGGGACAAGUGUCAGAACGAAGGAAGAGAGGGUGUCAUUUAUUGUGUCAGAAUCCUAUCAGAGAGACAGAUGGGCAGAUGAGGGGUCUUCACAAGCUGGGCUUGGAGUGAAGAAAGAGGAAGUAAAUGCGGAGGAUUUUACUUUUGAUGAGCCCUGUCUAAAGAAACAAAAGACCAGUGCUGCCUGCAUGGGAAAGCCGACUAACUUACCAUCAUCUGAAGCGCAGUCUUUGAGGAAUGAACUCAAUAUGAACUGGGACUUGAUAGAGGUGCUGUCCCACUUGACAUGUGUGGAGCGAUGGGUAUGUGCAAACAUCAUUAUGCUGCUUCGUGAGGAGAACACUGUGCCGUUCAUGGUGCGCUACAGAAAAGACAUGAUUAACCACAUGGAUGCUGAUGCUGUUCGAGAUGUCCAGAUGGUUUAUGAGGAGUUAUGUUCUUUGGCAAAGAGGACUCAGUCUGUGGUUCAGACCCUGAAGAAAGAUGGGGUGUUAACAGCUGAACUGGAACAAAACCUGAGGAACUGCCGUUCAGCUGAUGAACUGGAUCAUGUGUACUCCCCCUAUAAGAAAGGCAGCAAGCUGACAAAAGCUCGCAGGGCCAAAGCACUUGGCCUUGAGGACGCUGCUUCUGCAUUGAUGAACACACCACACACUCUAGAUUUAAGGGCAUGGAUAAAACCUGGUACUGAAGGUCUGUCAUCAGUGGAAGAAGUGGCCACAGGUGUGGAGCACAUAUUGGCUGAUAUGAUGGCCAAAGAUCCUGAAACACUCACCUACGUGAAGACAUUAUGUGAGAAAAGUUUUGUAAGCAUACAGUCUUCUGUGUCUAAGUCGGCAUUAAAGGAAAAGGAACAGGCGAAACCUGUUCAAGGCCACAAAACAAAAGCAGGCGCCGAGCAAAAUAAAAACAAGGACAUUGACAAGUUCCAACUCUACUUUGACUUCACCUGUAACAUCCAACGUAUCCAACCCCAUCAGACGCUGGCUAUUAACCGAGGGGAGAAUCUCAAGAUUUUGACAGUGAAGGUGAACAUCCCCGACAGGGUGAAGAGUGACUUCACUAGGUGGUGCAUCAACAACAGGUGGAGGCCAAAGACAUUUGCAAAAGAAGAACUUCAUGCAAUCAUUAGGAAUGCAGUGGAGGAUUCAUAUAAAAGGCUUAUUCUUCCUUUCCUCACCAGGAGUUACAGGACUAAGCUGACAAGUGCAGCGGAGAAGGAGUCAAUCGCCAUGUUUGUGCGCAACCUCCGCCAGCGCCUGUUGGUGUGUCCAGUGAGAGGCUGUGUCAUCAUGGGGGUGGACCCUGGCUUCAGACAUGGCUGCAAGCUGGCAAUUCUCUCACCUACUAGUCAGAUUCUCCAUACUGAUGUUGUGUACCUGCAUAAUUCAAACCAACAAAGGGAAGCAGAGAAAUUACGCCACCUUAUGACCAAAUACAGCUGUAGUAGGGUUGUCAUUGGCAAUGGGACAGCAUGUCGGGAAACAGAGUCCUUCUUCGCUGACCUCAUCUCCCGGCGGUAUUUUCACCCGCUGGAUGUGUCCUAUUGUAUAACCAAUGAGGCAGGAGCAUCCAUCUACAGUGUGAGUCCCGAGGCAGUCCAAGAAAUGCCAGACCUGGACCCUAACCUUAGGAGUGCAGUGUCGAUUGGAAGACGUGUCCAAGAUCCGCUGGCUGAGCUUGUGAAGAUUGAUCCCAAACACAUAGGCAUUGGAACAUAUCAGCAUGACGUGUCAGCUGGAGCUUUGAAGACAGCAUUGGAUGGCGUGGUGCAGGAGUGUGUGAGCUUUGUUGGUGUGGACAUUAACAUCUGCUCUGAGAUACUGAUGAGGCAUGUAGCAGGCUUAAAUGUGGGAAGGGCACGGAGUAUCACAGAAUGGAGAGAGCAGCACGGUCCCUUCAUCAACAGGGAGCAGCUGAAGCUGGUCAAAGGCAUGGGGCCCAAGUCCUACCAGCAGUGUGCUGGCUUCAUUAGAAUAAACCCACAAACUCUAUCCAGUGUCAGAUCAUCAUCUAACCAGGCACCAGAAGUGCCCGAGAAACCUGCAGCUAAGAAAGGCAAGGGAAAAACUGGUGUCAGCGUCUCAACCUCAUUUAACCCCCUCGAUCAGACCUGUAUACACCCGGAGUCCUACCAUGUAGCACAAAGAUUUCUGUCUCUUGUGGGUGGGAGUGUGGACCAAAUUGGGAGUACAACCCUGAAACACUGUGUGGAGAACAAAGUUAAGACAAGCAGUGUAGAGGAGCUGGCCCGCACCCUGGACACCACACCCGAGACCCUCAAACUCAUUAUAGACGGCCUGACGCAGCCCCCCGGGUUUGACAUACGACAAAAUUUUGGACAAGCGGACUUUAAGCGGGGCGUUGUGUCCAUGAGUGAUCUGCGGGUGGGUGCGGUGCUGACGGGCCGUGUGGACAACACCGCUCUGUUCGGGGCUUUUGUAGAUAUUGGCGUUGGCCGUGCAGGCCUCAUCCACAAGAGCAACAUCACCCUGGACAAGCUGCCUGUCAGCCAGCGUCGUCGCAGCCUGGCUCUAGGACCCGGGGAGCGAGUGGAGGUCCGGGUCCUGAAUGUUGACCUUCAGAGGGGACGGAUUGGGCUGGACCUGAUCAGGGUCUUGCAAUAGAGUCACUUAAUACCUAUGAUUGUCACUAGAAGUGUGACAGAAAAUUACAGGUUUUAAGCUGCUAAGGCCUCAGAUACACAGACCUUGGUCAGUGACCCCCCUGGCAGUCUCUGAUUCUUAGCGUAAAAUGUCUGUUUUGUGACCCACUGAUAAGUAAUUCCUGAAGGCUGGUGGCAGUGGGAGCUGCAACGGAAACUGCUUGUUAUUUCUUUGGUUACUGGGAAAUUAUUGUGUACAACAAUAAAUUACAUGGAAGAUGUCAA